Molecule: messenger RNA, 3799 nt
Organism: Diprion similis
Lineage: Eukaryota; Metazoa; Arthropoda; Insecta; Hymenoptera; Diprionidae
Gene: Swt1
Product: transcriptional protein SWT1
Exons: 11
Coding region: 183-3191 (1002 amino acids)
Cellular component (GO): nucleus
Molecular function (GO): protein binding
Source: RefSeq, a predicted model, not a curated record
GUUGUUACCAAAUGGCCAAAUACGAAAGUUUAUUUUUGUACAACAUUAGUGCGUGUUCGAAUAAAUUAUUUUGUGUGUCGUGUUAAUCUGUUACCAGGUUUUCUGCGCGAUUAGCAGUAUAAUAUGACUGAAUCACUCUAUAUCAAUCAUCCCAUUAUUUCGCUCAAGAAGAAUAUUCGACAAUGAGUUCGACGAAAAAAAGUAAAGUUAACCUCCCCAAUGGUUGGAUAGUCGUCAAUUCAACAAGUUUUCCCGACAGGGUUUAUUACUUCAAUGUACGUACUGGAAAAUCGUCUUGGACAGAACCGUCGGACGAGACAACCAAGCUUCAGCCUGAAAAAGCUGGACAAAAGCGUAAACUAUCGAUUGACAAUGACGUGGCCUCCCCUAAUCCAACUUCCUUGGAUAAAUCACAGAAGUCCGGUGGUAAUGAUACGCCCCGGCGGUUAUUGCGAGCCAAGCGAUGUUCGGAACCAUCUGAAAUAUCCGAAACACCACAGAUGAAGGCGUUGAGAGAAAAAAUGACCAGGCAAAAGUCUAAAUCUAUGCAGAGGAAGAAGCCGAAGCAAGGUCUCUGUGUAGCUGAGAAUAACACUCAAGAUGAGCCACUGCUUAAUCGUCUUGGUAGUGCGGAAUUGCCCCCAUGCUCACAGCGUACUAGGCGAUGUUCUGAACCGACUAAAGUAGUGGAAACGCCCCAGAUGAAAGCAUUGAGGAUAAAAAUUCUGGAGAAAACAUCGAAGUCUGUACAGAAUCGAAAGGCAAAAUCAAGUGUCUCAGGGCUUGAGAAUAAUAAUGAGGAUUUACCUUCGUUUGCGAAUAAACGAAACAAUAGUAGCAGAUCAAAGACUCAAAGAUGUUGCACUAAAUCGUCUAAUGGUGAUACCAGGAAACCAGAUGACAAUGUUUCCGGUGUCGGGAGUACCUUGAAUGCUGCAGAGUCAUUUGUGACUGGAUCAACUACUUCAGCUACAUCAAGUGGUACAGAGAAGCUGAAAGUAGGACACCGACGAGGCCUUGAACUCGAUAAUGUAAGACGAAACAUUUGUCGUACAGAUAGUGGUAAAAAGAAUUUGGCCAGUAAAAGGCUGGACAGUUUAAAGAAUAAACUUAGCACCAUUCGUAAGAAAAUAGAACCUUCCAUAUCUGCCAAGGUGGCUCGGCGAUUGGCAACACAAGAUGUUACACCUAAGAAACUCGAUAAAAUAUUCGAUAGGAGUGUUGAGAAUAUUGCAGUACGUGAAAUGCGGCCUACUAGCCCUACAGACCCAGUGCCGAGCAUUUAUCAAAAUACUGAAUCACGAUUCAAAUCACUCAAAGCAAGGCUUGCCAGCAGGUCGUCUUCAUUAGAUAUCAAAACUCAGCAGGAGAAUGAUCUUUCGGAUAACGUAGCCUUGUCUAAUCUUCCAAAGAUUCCUAAAGCUAACAAAAAAAAAAAGAAAACUGGUCAUUUGGAAAAAGCAAGCGUCGAUACUAAUGUCGACGAAAGGACUCAUGUGUCUAUGAACCAAGCUGUGGCGCAACAUACAGAUGACGCAUUUUUUGAAGAAAUGGAAUGGGAACCCAUUGAACAAGAAAAAGUCAUCGUUGAAGUUCAAGAAGUUAGGAUGCACCUCUCUACGGAUAUUGGUGCGACGGAGCAGAAGCCCCCUAAUUAUACUGUAAAAGGCCUAGAGUUUUCCCACAUUUCUGAGAACACAAAUCAGAUAGUUGUGUAUAUUGUUGUGGACACCAAUGUCUUUUUGUCAAAUUUGAAGAUAGUUACUGAAAUCUUGGAGGGUUGUCAUCAAACAAAAUUCCGAUAUAAACCUGUUGUAGUAGUACCUUGGAUGGUAUUACAGGAGUUGGACUAUAUAAAGGAUAACAAAUCACAAAGGAAAUCAACACACUUACAAAGAAGUGCCAAAAUCGCAGUCGAUUUGUUGUUUCAAUAUUUCUCAAGUAAGCACCCUCGACUACAAGGUCAAACGGCUGCAGAUGCUGCUUCGAACAGAGUAAAAUAUCAGACCGACUCGCCAGAUGAUGAAAUAUUGCAAACUUGUUUGAAAAUUCGAGAAUUUGGAUGCACAGUUGUUUUGCUGUCCAAUGACAAAAAUCUGUGCAACAAGGCAAUGAUACACGAUAUCCCCACUUAUGGGCGGCAUAAAUCUAUUCAAGCAAUGCUUUUACUGAAUACGAAUGAAAUUGAAGCUAAAUCCCCUACAACGCAAGUGAAACCAGUGAAAGGCAUUGAAAACCAUACAGAAACGGUUAAUUCAAAAGAGGCUGAUAUAUCGGAUGAAAUUUUCUGUGAGGCAAAAGCUAUAAUGAAGUACUUCUUAUCUGUUAUCGUUUCCAAGGAAAUGGAAAAAUUAUUCGGGGAAAACUGGGAAAGGCACGCGAUAAUUCAACCUCCUUGGUCAGUGAUAGACGUUCUGAAGUGUACCUCGAAACACUGGAUCGCCGCAAUUAGUGAUGCCUUUGUAAGACGGGCUGAAACCGUGGUUAUGAAACUGACAGAGAUGUUUCUCAAUGCUCCAAAAUAUGGUCAGAGUUUAAAAUCUAUCAGCACCGUGUUAGAAGUAUGCUAUGAUCUUGUACAGAUGGUGAAAUUGGAUGAAUAUCAGGAACUAUCUUAUAAAUCAUGUUCUAACAUAAAGAAGCUGAUUGAUAGAUGUAAUGAAAACCUGAAGGAAAUCCAGGUAGAAAAAAAUCAGACCUUGAACGAACUUGAAAACGAGAGUGUGAAAAUCGAGCAAAGGGCCAACAAUGCUUUCAAAUACUUUGAUCAAAUUUGGACGUUUACAAAUAACUUUUGUGGAAUGUCAGCCGAUUUGGCUGGAAUACCUCACUCCAUAACUUACGAAGGAUUCAAUCCCGCUCCGUCAGCUGAAACUAUAAAUCGAUUGCAGCCAGAAUUAGUAUCUAGCUUGAAUCAGCUGAUACACGUUCUACGAACGGUUUUAAGCGAGGUGAGCUCUCUGACUGUGUCCCAUCCAGCACUUAUUGCCCUUCACCAAAGUCUGGUCAAUUACCUUCCAAAUUCUGGCGAGUUUAACGACUCGAGCUCUUUGGAUAUCAGCGAUCUCCUUUGCUGUAUCAGAUUGAAAAAAGAGUAUUUGAUGACUGGAAUGGUCCAAUUGCAAGAACUGAGUUGUCAGUUUUGCCGGAUAGCAGACUUUCGCUCAAUGACUGUUGGCAUUUCGAGUUAGACGCGUCAAAGUUGAAGUACGUUAGAACGGUGUGAUAUUGAAACUAACGUAAUCUAUGAGUGCUGUGUUAGUCUGAAGGUUAUUUUUGAGAAAAAUUUAUUUACUCAGAAUGUUGUUCACAAGUUUAAUAAUUUGACACAUUUGCCGCUAAAUUGAGACCCUGUUGAAACUUGAAUUUUAUGUUUUAGAGUAGACUGUAGUUUUUAUACUCGAAUUUUGCACUUGUUAUGAGACGCUGAUAUUAUAGUUUUGUUUGGUCUAAACAGAUCUUUAUUCGUGUCCUUACUCAUCGUGAGAUGUACAAAACAAAAGUUGGUAACUUAGCUGAAAAAGAAACAUAAACUAUUCAUUUCGGUUGUAAAUACCGUUCCGAAUAGCUCCAGUGUUAUUACGCAUAUGUGAUAUAAGUAUAGUUUAGCAGAGAAGCAUCUAUAUUUCGAGAGAAAUGCAGGUACAUACAGAUGUAUAGAAAGAGGUAUAAUAUAUUUAUUCGAAACGUAAGUACAAAUGUAAAACAAGUCUAAUCAAAGUGAAUUAAAACUUGUAUAUAACCGUAUACUCAAACUCGGACUGUACAUAUUAAUUGUCUUAAACGAUAUAACGCAUAG